This is a messenger RNA of Fukomys damarensis (Damara mole-rat), 1183 nucleotides long. Its product is annotated as rhox homeobox family member 1. Bases 474 to 1070 code for a protein of 198 amino acids. Gene Ontology annotation, biological process: regulation of transcription by RNA polymerase II. The record is from RefSeq and is a predicted model, not a curated record. Lineage: Eukaryota; Metazoa; Chordata; Mammalia; Rodentia; Bathyergidae. The transcript is spliced from 3 exons. Gene Ontology annotation, molecular function: DNA-binding transcription factor activity, RNA polymerase II-specific; RNA polymerase II transcription regulatory region sequence-specific DNA binding.
AGCUAGCACACCUAGAGCCAGGCUGGAGGGUGGGACAAGGGACAGUUUCGAGGCUUCCCACCACAGCGCCUGUGGGCAGUGUGAGUUCUCGCCCCUCCCCUCCACUUGCUAGCAGCUUGCCCUCCAACCCAGUGGCUUCCCGAAUCACGCGGGGGACGCAGUGGGCGGUGUCAGCAAGCUGAGCGCCCUGUUCCGACCCACUCUGCGCAUGCCCAGUCUCGGUGAUACCCCGCUGCUCCACAAGGGGCUCUCUCCUGGGCCCGCCCCGCCAUCUUUUCGGACCCUUAAGCCCAGAAGACAGCCAAUAGCAGUGGUCGGGUCAGCGCAUGUGGACUGCAGCCUGCUGACUGGGGUGCGGGAUCCCUGUAACAACUUGCAACCUCAGGCUCCGCCUUUUGCCCCCAAGCUGUUCUCGGGAGACACUGCAUUUGCACUUGUUUUUGCUGAGCAGGAGGUCUGGUGGGCUCUGCGCCAUGGCGGCCAUGGAGGAGGAGCGCGACUACUAUGAUCCCAGCUACUUUGGCCUGGAGUUCUGGGAACUGGAAGCCAGCGCGGGUCCUGCACCAGGGGUCCGCGCUGCUGCAGCUGAAGGCGGCCACUUCAGCGAACGGGCUCUCGGCCUCAGGGGCGCCGGCCUCCACGAGGGCCACCUGGACCACGGUGAGGACCGCAACCCGACCCAAGAGGGCUCCGUGAGCCGGGGAGGUGCCGCUGACCCGCCUGCUGACCUCGGUGACGAUGAUCCAGGGCUGAGACCGCCUGCGGAACAGGAGCUUUCUGAUGCCAGAGGAGGGCGGCGGGGCCGGCCCAGGCGGCCACGAGUCCAGUUCAGCUUCACGCAGUGGCAGGUGGAGGAGCUGGAAAGUGUCUUCCAAGAAACUCACUACCCGGAUGUCCUCACAAGACUGGAGCUGGCAAGUGCCAUGGGCGUGCCUGAAUGCAGAGUGCAGGUUUGGUUUAACAAUCGGAGAGCCAAAUACAGGAAAAAUCAGAGGAGAGCGAUGCUGAGGAAUGCACCUCCUGAUUCCCAGGACCACAUUCUCAUUGAGGAGGUGGAAGAGCUGCUGUAGGAUGCCGGCCCUUUUCAAGAUGCAGACUGGGAUUGCAGCUUUUUCUGGCAGACGCCUGGGUCAGAAUAGCUGCCCAUGGAAUAGUUACGUCCACGGCACUUAUAUACGCAAUA